GCCCAGGGGAUCAGGCUCCCACAGUGCCAAAGUCCUCCAGAGGCCAGGACCAACAAACCAGGGGACCUCUCCUAAAAGGAACCCUUCAUGGCCAUGGAGACAUGCCAGUGCCACCCCCUUGUCAUUGGAGAAAGACAGGCCAGAUGGGAGCCUCACUCCGCCCUUCUCCUGGUCCCCCACCCUCUUCUGCUUUGCACAAAACGGAUAUCGUCGGGGAUUCGUCCUGGGAGGUAUGCUGCUUGAGAUUUUGCCUCUGUGAGGGGAAUGCAGCCUCACGGUGCCAUCUUUUUGGCCCUUCCCCACCUGGGGCCUGUCCUGCUCUGGCUGCUCACCCGUCAUCAGACGUCUGGUUGGGACGGUAGCCCAAAGAAACCGCCCUGGUGCCCGCCUCACAGAGUCUUGCUGGCAGGGUGGAUAACCAUCUACUUUGUCAUGGGCUAUGCCUCCUACCUGGUGUGGAAGGACCUGGGAGGGGGCUUUGGGCGGCCCCUGGCCCUGCCUCUCGGCCUCUAUGCUGUGAAGCUCGCUGUUAGCUGGGCUGCCCUGAUUCUCUUUUUCGGAGCCCACACCCAUGGUCUGGCCCUGCUGCACCUGCUGCUGCUCUAUGGACUGGCGGUGAGUACAGCGCUGAUCUGGCACCCCAUCAACAAGCUGGCCGCCCUGCUCCUGCUGCCUUACCUGGCCUGGCUCACUGUGACCGCUUCCAUCGCCUACCACCUGUGGAGGGACAGCCUCUGUCCAGACCAUCAGCCUCAGCCCAUGGGGGAGAAGAACGACUGAGGCACCAGGGACAGGAGUGGAGGGAGGAUGGCUAGGUAGGGUAGAAGAGAACGCAGGCAGGGUUGUGGGGCUAUUUGAAGGAGGAAGGGAGGGAAGGGGGGUCAGGAUUGUUUAAUCCCUGAAGAUGACUCAGCCUAGGGUGGUCACUGUCCUGGGUCCCCUGGUGUCAAUUUCCUUUCCAUUUCAGAAACGGGAGAGGGGAAACUUAUUUUAUACUUAAUAUAAAUUAACUAAUUCUGUAUUAAUAAGGUAAUUUAGAAAUACCCAUUAAUAAAAUCCUUUACAAAAUU
This is a messenger RNA of Mustela lutreola (European mink), 1070 nucleotides long. It is a transcript of the gene TSPO2, whose product is annotated as translocator protein 2. Gene Ontology annotation, molecular function: cholesterol binding. The transcript has 4 exons. The coding region runs from base 265 to 780 and encodes 171 amino acids. The record is from RefSeq and is a predicted model, not a curated record. NCBI's taxonomy places the organism in Eukaryota, Metazoa, Chordata, Mammalia, Carnivora, Mustelidae. Gene Ontology annotation, cellular component: endoplasmic reticulum; membrane.